CCCUUCCCUUCCAGUUCCUCGUCUCUCUCCUCCUCACCACGCCACCGACGGCGACCACCUCUCUCUGUCUCUCUCUCCCCUCCUCCGCCUUCACUGAGGCCAUCCGAGAUCCGGGUUUCGUUCGCCAGGUAAACCCUAUUACAGUCCCCCUUUCCCCCCAAUCCGACCUAACCCUCCGGGUCCGGUCCCUCGAGAGGAGCAGAUUCGGAUCCGGCUCGGCGGGAUGGAUCCCGAAGAGAGCGCCGCGCCGGCGCCGAACCAUGGGGAGGAGACGAGUUCGCCACCGUUGGAAGAAGAGCAGGCGCCGCCGGUGCAGGAAGUGUCAGCGGGGGAGGGCAGUCAGGUGAGCAGGGGCGAGGCGGCGGGGCGGGCCCACGAGGAGGAGGAGCUCACGCGGCAGGUCAUGGAGCUCGGCCUCCAGAACGAGUACCUCAGGUCCCAGAUCUCCGGCGCCCGGCCGUCGGGCGGCGCGGGGGGCACCGCGGAUGAGGGGUCGGAGCUCGUGAGUGGCUUGAAGCAGCAGGUCGAGAGGCUGAGCAGGGAGGUGCGGGAACAGCGGCAGACGCGAGAGGCAGCGGAGGCGGCCCUGGAGCACGUCAACGUGGCCUACGCCGAGGCCGACGGCAAGGUCCAGGAGCUCACUGCCAAGCUUGCACAAGCUCAACGGAAAAUGGAAGAAGAACUAAAAGAACGAGAUGACAAAUAUGUUGAGCUGGAUACCAAGUUCCAGAGGCUUCACAAGCGUGCAAAACAACGUAUACAAGAUAUACAGAAGGAAAAAGACGACUUGGAAGCUCAAUUUAAUGAAAUUAAUCAGAAGGCUGAACAGGCCACUUCUCUGCAGCUGGCGGCACAGCAGGACCUGGAGCGUGCUCGUCAGCAGGCUAGUGAGGCUCUACGGUCAAUGGAUGCUGAAAGGCAGCAAUUGCGAACAGUGAACAGCAAGUUGAGGACUAACCUCGAUGAGACACGUCUUGCCUUGGAGGCCAGAAACAAUUCCCUCGAGAAGUUGCAACAAUCAAUGCUUGAAAAAGAGCAGAUGCUAGAGAAAAUUCAAGGAUCACUGCAAUCUGCUGAAGAUAAGAGCACAGCAAUAAUUUCAGAGCUCACUGCUAAGCAUCAGAAGCAAUUAGAAAGCUUGCAGGCACAGCUUGCUGAAGUUUCUGCAGAAAGGUUGAAGGCAUCUGAAACGAUUCAGUCUCUACAGGUGGUACUAACGGAGAAAGAUUCAGAAAUAGCUGAAAUUGAAGCAGCAUCAACAGGUGAAGCUGCCCGGCUUAGAGCUGCCCUGGAGGAGGUUAAAGGGGAGCUUGCUCAUCUAAAGGAUCAACAUGAAAAAGAAAGGCAAAGCUGGGAAGCUGCUUCUGAAUCUCUUAGGUCAAAGCUGGAAGCAUCAGAAAGUGCAUGCCUUAGAUCUGAGAUAGAAUCUGCUAAAGUUAAAAGUCAAUUGGAGUUAGAGUUGUCAACACAAAAUCAAUUGUUGCAAACCAAAUGUUCUGAUCUAAUGGCUGCAAAACACGAGAUUAGUCGACUAGAAAGUGAUUUUUCCACGUACAAGAUCCGGGCACAUGCGCUUCUGCAGAAGAAGGAUGCUGAGCUGAAUGCAGCUAAAAAUUCAGAUUCGAUGAAAGCACAUGAAGAGGCACUAAGGGAAGCUGAAAAGGAGGUGGCAGCUGCCUUAGCGGAACGAGAUAAAGCAAUCCAUGACCUUCAAAAUGUGCAAUCCAGACACGGUGAGGAGAUUGAGGCAAGAGAUUUGGCUCUUGCUGAUGCUGAAAAAAAGCUAAAGAAUGUAAUGAAAAAAUUGGAUUCUGUUACUUCAAAUUUCCUCUCAGAAAAAGAAUCGUGGGAGAAAAACUUGGCAAGUGUAGAGGAAAACUGGAGAUUGAAAUGCGAGUCCUUGAAGGCUCAGAGCAAUGGCCAUGUUGACGAUCAACUUGAGAAGAAUUUAGGGGAGUUGAAACUAAAAUAUGAGAAAUUGAAGGAAGAGCAUGAAUCAUUCCGCAAUAUUGCUGAUAGAAUGAUUGAAGACAAGGAACAAGAGAUAGCUAAACUCCUCAAGGAAAACAGGGAUCUUCAUCAUUCUUUAGAGGCUAAAGCAGCAGUUAGCAACAAUGAUUAUAAUAGUCGAGGACCUGUUAAGCAGGAUACAAUGAAUGUUGAAUUGGCUGAGCAGCAAAUUCUGCUUCUUGCACGACAACAAGCACAAAGAGAGGAGGAAUUGGCUCAGUCACAGAGGCAUAUCUUAGCGCUUCAACAAGAAAUUGAGGAGCUGGAGCGUGAAAACCGUCUUCAUGAUCAACAAGAAGCAAUGUUGAAAACUGAGCUUCGCAAUAUGGAGAGAUCACAAAAGCGAGAAGGAAUAGAUAUGACAUAUCUCAAAAAUGUGAUUCUAAAGCUUCUUGAAACAGGGGAAGUGGGGGCCUUGUUGCCUGUGGUUGCGACGUUACUACAAUUCAGUCCUGAUGAGCUCAAGAAGUGCCAGCAUGGUGUCCUUUCAAGUGUGGCUUCGUCACAACCUACUGCUGCAGUGUCAGAUGGUGCAUCCACACCGAAUUCGUUCUUUUCAAGAUUCUCGUUCUAGCGGAGGUACAUGACAUUGCUUUUGAAGAUCCACACUCUAAAUUGGAGGAGAGGAUGUUUUAAGCCUACAGAUUCACAGUUUUGCUGAGUGUAGAAGAUGCUAUUCAUUUAUUGUUUCCAGGCUUCUUACCUGGUCACCUUUUGUAAAAGUAGUGUGUAUAGUUACAAAUACUUGUGCUACAAGCAAGUAAUGAUCAAAAUGAAAUGGGGAAUAAACAGUGGGAUUACCAUAGGCUUAAGGGGGAAAAUGGGUGCAUAGACUGUUGUAUAAUUACAUUGGAUAUCUUGAGAACUCAUGAAUGGUGCUUUGGAACAAA
Molecule: messenger RNA, 2900 nt
Organism: Phragmites australis (common reed)
Lineage: Eukaryota; Viridiplantae; Streptophyta; Magnoliopsida; Poales; Poaceae
Product: protein GRIP-like
Exons: 21
Coding region: 224-2584 (786 amino acids)
Biological process (GO): reciprocal meiotic recombination
Source: RefSeq, a predicted model, not a curated record